Molecule: messenger RNA, 151 nt
Organism: Paraglomus brasilianum
Lineage: Eukaryota; Fungi; Glomeromycota; Glomeromycetes; Paraglomerales; Paraglomeraceae
Source: the annotation of a GenBank genome assembly
AUGGUGGUGGCAGUAGCAAUAUAUUCUUACACCACUGAUGAACCAGAUGAAAUAAGCUUCACUGAAGGUGCAGUUAUAACCAAUAUUACAUUUGAAUCUGAUGGUUGGUGGCAAGGCACAUCUCCUGAUGGAAGCAUAGGGUUGUUUCCUG